AUGCACACAAUACAGAAUGAUUUCCUGCUUACUACUUCUAUGGACAAAACUGUGCGCCUCUGGCAUGUUACGCGGGAUGAAUGUCUAUGUUGUUUCAAACACGGAGAUUUCGUCACAUCUAUCGAAUUUCACCCCCGUGAUGAUCGCUUUUUCCUGGCUGGCUCUUUGGACUGCAAGCUACGGUUAUGGAGCAUCCCCGACAAGGCCAUUGCGUAUAGCGUGACCAUCCCUGAUAUGAUUACAGCAGUAGCCUUCACUCCAGACGGGAAAUUCUCGUUAGCGGGGUCCCUCAAUGGGCUUUGUACAAUCUAUGAGACUGAUGGAUUGAAGCCGUUAUCACAACUCCACGUUCGGUCUGCUCGUGGAAAAAAUGCCAAAGGGAGCAAGAUCACGGGUAUAGAUACAAUUGUCCAACCGCCCACUAACGAACAUGGUUCUGUGAAACUCCUUAUUACUAGUAAUGACUCUCGAAUACGCCUUUAUGACUUCAAAGACAAGACGUUGGAAGCCAAAUUGCGUGGAAACGAGAAUGCGUCCAGCCAGAUUCGUGCGAGCUUUAGCAGUGACGGGAAGUAUGCCAUCUGUGGAAGCGAGGAUGGUCGAGUUUACAUUUGGCCCCUGGAUUCAACUGAGAAAUACCCCGACAAAAGGCCGAUUGAAUUUUUCGACGCUCAUAACUCAACCGUGACUAUUGCUGUCAUGGCACCUACCGUUAGCAAAAUGCUACUGGGAUCUACCGGUGACUUACUAUAUGACCUAUGUAACCCCCCUCCGGUUACCUUGGUCAGCGCUACGGCGUCAGUUAUCUCGAGGGAUCAGACACGCAACGAUGAGGAACCUGUACCACCGCGGACACCGCAAUCCCUUCAACCGCCCAGCCAGCAGAAGGCGGAGGAAUCCCCGGCAUACGUUGCACGGUCUGCACAUCCUGGUGGCAACAUCAUUGUGACUGCUGAUUAUCUUGGAAAGAUCAAGAUUUUCCGGCAAGAUUGUGGCUAUCACAAACGUCGACAUGAACUCUGGGAGACGAAUUCGACUUUCUCUAGGAAACUUUUAGGUCGCACAAACUCAGUAUCUACACGGCACAGUGUAGCGUCUUCAAUUGGAAGGGAAUCGAAAACCCCUUCGGAGAGAAUCUUAUCGUGGCGUAACUCUGUGAUUGGCGGCCCUGACAAUCGCAGCGUUGAUAACCUCCGCGGAACGCCUGAACCUGCCGGACGCAGCGGUUCUCCUUCCAAACCACGUAAGGACAGCCCCUUCGUGGACACAAAUAAGCCCGCCACUCCCAACUCAACAAGUUCGCAACGGUUUGGUGCUACAACCUUCUUCCACCAUAAUAACCAGCCCACACCGCCCCCUAGGUUCCUCAGCACCGUUAACUCCGAAGAAUCCACCCCAUUUGGGCCCAAUGAUGAAACGCCUCGGCCGUUUGGGCAUAACUCAGACAAGGAGGACCCAAGCUAUAUAUCAUGGAAUAAGGCGCAAGCCGACACACAGCAUGACCCUGCACAGGACGCGUAUGGCGGUAAGAGUGCACUGGCUAGUAACGGCGCCACAGGCCAUGAUAAUGUCGAGUAUGAAGAAGAAUUGGAAUGCUCUCAGUGCCAGGGCACAAAUUUUAGAGCCACCCGCCUUAAAAAUGGGGAACAGAGGUUGAUAUGCACACGAUGUGGUUGUGCUGCCUUAUAA
This is a messenger RNA of Trichophyton rubrum CBS 118892, 1689 nucleotides long. RefSeq lists its product as uncharacterized. Gene Ontology annotation, molecular function: protein binding. Bases 1 to 1689 code for a protein of 562 amino acids. Lineage: Eukaryota; Fungi; Ascomycota; Eurotiomycetes; Onygenales; Arthrodermataceae. The record is from RefSeq and is a predicted model, not a curated record. The transcript has a single exon.